GCGCUCGCCGCGGCCUGCCUCGGCCUGCACUACCACAGCUUCACCGACAAGCAGACGUCGUUGAUGCUGGCCUCGGCCACCUUCGGCGGCUACCUCAUCAUCACCGCCGGCGUGUUCGCCGGCCACCUCGCCGGCACCCCCGUCAACAGGCGCAUCGACAUCUACUUCUGCCUGCUGGGCUGCGCGCUCUUCAUCGCGUCCGGCUCCCUGGCUGUGGAGUUCUUCCAGAACCUGGGCAAGAGCUCGGUCAGGGACUACGGUCUGGCCAAGGCCGCCCUCGCCAUCGUCAACGGCAUCAUCUUCCUGGUGGACGCCGUGUUCGUGUACCGCGGGGAGUAAGGCGGACCCCAAGCUCGCCAGCAGCCCCGUUCAGUGUCGUUCUCUUUCGGCCCGGCCGAUCUGAUUUCACAUAACAGCCACUCUCACUUUCAUUCCUGUCCAUCAACUGAAAACCAGUCCUCCACCAGCGAGGAAAGGCAGUGCAAACUGCAGGACCGGCUGCGUUCAACUGGGAGCACGCCCGCUUUCUCUGCGACAGCCGUCUGCAGAAACAGGAGGCAGACAUACCCCAUGCGUCGGGGAUCCCACGAGCGGAGAUACCCCCCGUGCGGCUAUACCCGCUGGCUCUGAUGGCUGGUUCGUGGCUCGGGGUAUCGUCUGUGAGUGGUGGACCAAUGAGUAUUGGCUCUGGCUCCUGGGUUCAAACAUUUCCUCAACGUUUUGUAAUUGUACCAAAAGUGCUUCAUAUGUGUGAUGUCAGUUUCACCUCCACAAUAGUUUUUCAUUGUAGACGUUCACAUCAAAAGUUUGCACAUACAUGAAAAACAUAUUCUGCUAUGGCAUGAACUAUUUUCAACGUUGUUUUAAAUUUACAUUAUGAAAUUAAUCUCUGUGCUUCAAUGAAUUUUGCCAGCUUUUGUGAUUUCUGUUUGAAUUAAUUUUUAAAGAGCUCUACGUCACAAAACGGUUACUUUUUAAGAUUUUAGCUAUAGUGAGUCUCGCACCCGGGUAAAUACAAAAGAUUCAAUGGGCCAUGAUGAUGUGCCUGUAAAACAUUAUUUAUGACUUAUUUUUUACUUUUUUAGCUUUACACUUUAAUUUAUGAACCAAAGUAAAAUUUUGAAGCUGUACGUAAAUGAAAUGAAAAAGAAUUUUUAUUACUUAUUUUGUUACAUUAUGAAAUAUUGUUUACCAUGAAAUUUUUAAGCAUAACUUUGAAUGAUUUUUCUAUUGUCUGAAUAUUUAACACUGUCUUUGUCUUGUAGAAAUUAAAAAUCAACUUUAUACAAUAAAGUUACUAUGUACAUGCUAAACUUAAAACAA
Frankliniella occidentalis (western flower thrips) is the source of this 1323-nucleotide messenger RNA. RefSeq lists its product as uncharacterized. Lineage: Eukaryota; Metazoa; Arthropoda; Insecta; Thysanoptera; Thripidae. The record is from RefSeq and is a predicted model, not a curated record. Gene Ontology annotation, biological process: septate junction assembly.